Messenger RNA from Vicia villosa (hairy vetch), 2439 nucleotides. RefSeq names its product pentatricopeptide repeat-containing protein At3g04760, chloroplastic-like. The transcript has 2 exons. The coding region runs from base 153 to 2096 and encodes 647 amino acids. The record is from RefSeq and is a predicted model, not a curated record. Gene Ontology annotation, molecular function: protein binding. Lineage: Eukaryota; Viridiplantae; Streptophyta; Magnoliopsida; Fabales; Fabaceae.
ACCAAUAAAACUUAUCAACAUUUCUCUCUUCUCUGUCUCUUCACUUUCUCCGAACUCAAACUACAACUGCAACUACAAUUCUCUAUCUCUUCACUUUCUCCAAACUCAAACUACAACUGCAACUACAACCGCCAAUAUCAUCGUUACUAACAAUGACAACACUAUCAACUGAAUUCUUGUCACACACUCUCAAUUUUAGAAACCACCCAAACCGCACCUCUCGGCAUUCAAAUCCCAACUCCAUCAAACAAGGCAACACUAAUAACCGAACAACAAGAAUCAACCAAGAACAAUUCAGGGUUAAUGAAACAAGGCCAAAACUUGUUCAAAAUUGCGACUUUCAAGACAUUAAUUCCAUCAAAGCUCUCAACAAGUCAUGCAAAUUAGGUAAAUACGAUGAGUCUCUCUACUUACUUCAGCACAUGGUUAAUAGGGGUUAUAAACCUGAUGUUUUUCUUUGCACACAAUUGAUUAAGGGUUUUUUCAAUUCUAAGAAAAUCGAGAAAGCUAUUCAAGUUAUGGAGAUUUUGGAAAAGCACGGUGAGCCUAAUGUUUUCGCUUAUAAUACUGUUCUAAAUGGGUUUUGUAAAGCUGAUAGAGUUGAUGCUGCUAAUAAGGUGUUUGAUAAAAUGAAAAAGAGAGGUUUGGCUCCUAAUGUUGUUACUUAUAGUAUUCUUAUUGGGAGUCUUUGUAAGAGGGGUAAACUUGAUUUGGCUUUAAAGGUUAUGGAUCAGUUGUUGAAAGAUAAUUGUAGGCCAGAUGUUAUAAUUUAUACUAUUUUGAUUGAAGCAACUAUUACUCAAGGUGGUAUUGAUGAAGCUAUGAAGCUUUUAGAUGAGAUGUUGUCGAGAGGGAUUCGACCUAAUGCUUCUACUUAUAGAAUUGUUGUUAGUGGUAUGUGUAGAGAAGGGAUGUUGGAUAGAGCUUUUGAGUAUCUUAGUAGUAUAAGUAGUAAGGGCUGUGCAGCUGGUGUGAAUACUUAUAAUAUUUUGUUGAAGAGUCUUUUGAAUGAAGGGAAAUGGGAAGCUGGGGAGAGUUUGAUGUCGGAUAUGUUGGAUAAAGGUUGUGAGCCAUGUGUUGUGACAUAUAACACAUUGAUUGGUUCGCUUUGUCGUGAUGGUAAAAUUGAUGAGGCUGAGAAUGUGUUGAAGAUUAUGAAGAAGAGAGGUUUGGCUCCUAAUGUUGUUACUUAUAAUAUUCUUAUUGGGAAUCUUUGUCAGAGGGGUAAACUUGAUUUGGCUUUAAGGGUUAUGGAUCAGUUGUUGAAAGAUAAUUGUAGGCCAGAUGUUAUAACUUAUACUAUUUUGAUUAAAGCAACUAUUACUGAAGGUGGUAUCGACGAAGCUAUGAAGCUUUUGGAUGAGAUGUUGUCGAGAGGGCUUCAACCUGAUGCGUAUACUUACAAUGUUGUUGUUAAUGGUAUGUGUAGAGAAGGGAUGUUGGAUAGAGCUAUUGAGUAUUUGGAUAAAAUGAUAUCAGAUCGUCGUUUGCCUUAUACUUUUUACUAUAACUCGAUCUUGUUUUCUCUGUGUAAGAAUGGAAAUGUUGGUGAGGCUUUGCGCAUCUUUGAGAAGGCCAGUGAAGUGGGUUGUCCUCCAGAUGCAAGUUCUUAUAAUACAUUGUUUGGUGCAUUGUGGAGCAGCGGCAAUAAAAUUAGAGCGUUAUGGAUGAUUCUAGAGAUGUUAAGCAAAGGCGUUGAUCCUAAUGAGAUCACCUAUAAUUCACUUAUUUCUUGCUUGUGCAGAGAUGGAUUGGUGGAUCAGGCAAUUGAGUUGCUGGUUGACAUGAUAGAGAGUCGCAAGUUUCAGCCUACUGUUAAUAAUUACAAUGCUGUUAUUCGUGGAUUGUGCAAGGUGCAAAGAGUCAUAGAUGCUAUUGAGGUGCUUGAUGCUAUGAAUAAGAGAGGAUGCUUGCCAAAUGAAACAACCUACACAUUGUUGAUCCGAGGGAUUGGUUUUGGAGGAUUGCGAAAUGACGCUAUGGAGUUGGCUAACUCACUUGUUAACAUGGAUGCUAUUUCAGAAGAUUCAUUCAAACGUUUGAAUAGAACGUUUUCUGUGAUUGAUGCGCACAAAGAGCUUGCAAUAUCUGAAUGAACUAACUUCAUGGGCAUAAAAUUUAUUCAGAAGGAUUUCGAUGUUUUCAGUGCCUUGGAUGUGAUGCAUAAUGAAGGUUUCCUUAAAGAUCUCAAAUUUGGACCUGGAGAUGGACAGCUUCACUACUACUUGUACAAUUAUAGGAUUCGUAAUGCCAUGAAACCGUCCGAACUCCGGCUUGUGCUCCUGUAGCCAGAUAUGUUUUGUUUUUUAGUUUUGUCAUGCAAUUGGGAUAAACCAUUCACUUGUUUUGUUCUAUUAGCUUGUUGUUUCAACUAAACACCAUUUAUUGUUCCAUUGAAAUAUUGGCAAUUUAACAUAUUCAUGCAGAGUAUGUGAAAAA